CCACAGAAUUAGGAGCUUUCGCAGCAUCAGCAGCGAUAGCAAGUCUUAAAAAAAAAGUUUCAAUCAAUUCAGUAUUCUUUAGAAAUGUUUUACAAACCGAUAAUAUAGCUCUAUAUCUAGCUCAUCACGUAAGUUUAAGGGCUGGUCUACCGAUCGAAAUACUAGCUUUAACUAUAAAUCGACUAUGUAAAUCUAGUUUUCAAGAUGUAAUUAAUGCAGUUCAAGAAAUCGGAUCAGCCGAUCUAAGAUGGGAAGUCAGAUUUGGUCUAGAUUUAAAACUUGAAGAUUCCUUAGUAGUUUGUUUAGUAGAUCAAUAUUCUACUAGAACUCCAAUGGUGUCACUGCAAAAAAUUUGGCUAAAAAAUAAUAUUACUCGUGAACAAGCUGAUAAGUAUGCUAAAUUAACUAAAGCUGCUAGAUAUUUUUUUGAUGAGAUAACACCAGUUGAAGUCAAAACAAAAAAAGGCCCUGCAUUAUUUUCUAGAGAUAAGCAUUCACAAACAACUAUCCAAACAUUAUCUAAACAACCUUCCAUAUUUGUUAAAGAUACUGGUAUAGUAACAGUGUGUAAUGCAUCAGGUAUUAGUGAUGGUGCAGUGGCAAUUAUUGUAGCUAGUGAAGAUGCUAUAAAAGAAUAUGAAAUAGUUCCUUUAGCAUGUAUUGUUAGUUACUCUGUAACUGGUAUAGAACCUACUAUUAUAGGAAUAGGUCCUGUACCAGCAAUUAAAGAAGCAUUAAAAAGAGCCAAUCUUAAACUUUUGGAUAUUGGGCUAGUGGAAAUCAAUGAGGUCUUUGCUCCUCAAUAUUUAUCUGUAAAAAAGGAAUUGGGACUUGAUCAUAAUAUCACUAAUGCUAAUAGUG
Messenger RNA from Racocetra persica, 861 nucleotides. NCBI's taxonomy places the organism in Eukaryota, Fungi, Glomeromycota, Glomeromycetes, Diversisporales, Gigasporaceae. The record is from the annotation of a GenBank genome assembly.